This is a messenger RNA of Rhizophagus irregularis DAOM 181602=DAOM 197198, 823 nucleotides long. RefSeq lists its product as uncharacterized. NCBI's taxonomy places the organism in Eukaryota, Fungi, Glomeromycota, Glomeromycetes, Glomerales, Glomeraceae. The record is from RefSeq and is a predicted model, not a curated record. Gene Ontology annotation, molecular function: magnesium ion binding; ATP binding; MAP kinase kinase kinase activity. Gene Ontology annotation, biological process: signal transduction; protein phosphorylation.
AUGCUAGAAGCGUUAAAGUUGCUAAAUCAGAGGUUUCAGCAAAGUAAGGAAGAAGGAAUUUAUGGAGUAUUACCAUAUAUGGCACCAGAAGUUUUACGUGGACAUCAAUAUACAAAAGCAGCAGAUAUUUACUCAUUUGGAAUAAUAAUGAAUGAGUUGCUUUCUGAAGAAAUUCCUUAUGGUGAUAUUUCUCAUGAUGAAUUUUUAGCUGUUAAAAUUUGUAAAGGACAGAGACCAAAAAUUUUUGAAGAUGUACCAAAAUUACUUGCAGACUUGAUUAUAAGAUGUUGGGAUGCUGAAAUAGAAAAUAGACCAACUGCCAAAGAAUUGUAUCAGAUAUUAAAAAAAUGGAUGGAUGAAACUUGUGAUAGUGAUGAUAGUGAUGAUAGUGAUGAUGAUGGUGGUGAAGAUGGUGAAGAUAAUGAAAAUAAUGAAGACAGUAAAAGUGAUGAAAAUAGUCAAUAUAGUGAAAUUUGCUCUCAAAUAAAAGUAUGUAAUGAAAUUGGAAGAAAAAAAUUUAAAAGUAGAUCAAGCAAAGAUAAACCCAAAAAUAUUCAAACACAUUCACAAGCAAUUUAUACUAGUAGACUUUUAAAUUUUAAAAAUCUUCCAAAACCAGUAAAUUCUUCAGAUUUAUCAUCAUUUCAAUUUAAUUCAGAUGCUAAGUAUGCUAUUCAAUCAACAUUGGCGAAUCCAAUUUCAGAAUGUUUAGAUGUUCAAUUAAGCGAAUUAGAACUGAAUGAAAUUUGUCAAGAUGGUGAAAAUAAUAUUGAAAGUUGAAGCUUUUAUUUCUAUUUUUAUAUUUUAUACCCUGGUUUACUUU